Molecule: messenger RNA, 1653 nt
Organism: Protopterus annectens (West African lungfish)
Lineage: Eukaryota; Metazoa; Chordata; Ceratodontiformes; Protopteridae
Gene: GEM
Product: GTP binding protein overexpressed in skeletal muscle
Exons: 5
Coding region: 296-1186 (296 amino acids)
Biological process (GO): negative regulation of high voltage-gated calcium channel activity
Cellular component (GO): plasma membrane
Molecular function (GO): GTP binding; GTPase activity; calcium channel regulator activity
Source: RefSeq, a predicted model, not a curated record
AGCUCAGCAGAGUGAAGGAUGACAUCACGGAAAAGCCCUGUCUCUCAGCAGAUGUACUUAAUAUAAAUCAGGAGCUCAAGGAAGGAAGAAUUAGAGAGAAAGGGAGAAUAUAACCGGUACAGCUAAGAGCUGCAGCAUCACAGAGAAAGAUACUUGAUAGAGAGAGAGAGAGAGAAUCCAAAAAGGAUUUAGUCUGCUAAAACAAUCUUGCAUAUCCUACAAACUGAAAUAAACCAUAGGAUUACUAUACUGACUUGACGUUUUGCAGAAGACUGUCCUAAGGAAAGGAAAUAGAAUGACUUCAAAUGUUGUAAUGAGACACAGCAAUAGGUUGCAGCCAUGUCACCAGCGCUGGAGCAUCCAUGCAGAUGGCAGACAUAUUACGGCACAAAACGAUCCUCUUUCAUACCUUACUCGCUCUACAUCUUGUAUGAACCCUGGACAGUUCUACAGAGGGAGCUGGUCUUCAGAAUCAACGGAUUCAGUUAUUUCCACUGAGUUGGGAAGUUCCUGCUAUCGUGUGGUACUGAUAGGAGAGAGUGGAGUUGGAAAGUCAACACUGGCAAGUGUAUUUGCUGGAGUGACUGAUGGUUUGGACAGUGACUGUGAUUUAUUAGGAGAUGACAUCUAUGAGCGAACAAUAACUGUUGAUGGGGACACUGCAACUGUAAUACUAAUGGAUUUGUGCAACACAAAGUAUCAGUAUAAUGAAGACUGGAUUCAGGAUCAUUGCAUGCAAAUUGGUGAUGCCUACCUCAUUGUGUACUCUAUUACUGAUCGGGUGAGCUUUGAAAAAGCUUCUGAGCUCCGAAUACAACUGCGGAGGGCACGCCAGGCUGAUGAUAUCCCCAUUAUAUUAGUAGGCAAUAAAUGUGAUCUUGUGAGAUGUCGGGAUGUUUCAGUAGCAGAGGGUAGAGCAUGUGCUGUUGUGUUUGACUGUAAGUUCAUUGAAACAUCAGCUGCUGUCCAGCACAAUGUCCAAGAAUUAUUUGAAGGGAUCGUGCGUCAACUUCGUUUAAGGAGAGACAGCAAAGAAAUGAAUGCAAAGCGGAUGAGCUAUCACAAAAGGAAGGAAAGCUUGCCUAAGAAGGCUAGGAGAUUUCUGGAUAAAGUAGUUGCCAAAAACAACAAGAAUGUGGCAUUCAAACUGAAGUCAAAAUCUUGUCAUGACCUCUCGGUGCUUUAGAAAAUGGGACAAUUUUACAUAUACAUGUUAAUCUGAAUUCUUUAGGGAUGGGUCGCUCAAUCUAUAUUAGAUUGCACUGAGGUAUAUAACUAAUAUAAAUUCAUUACACCAGUAUGGUGCAUUCAAGUUGAAAUGGUAGCAUAUAAAGAGCUGCCAUUCAUCACACAAUGUGGUUGAUAGUAAGUACACUGGAAAAACUACUACUCAUUUUAUUUAAAAAUCAUUAAUGGUAUCUCUCAAACACUCAACUUUUCCAGUAUGAUACUUAGACUUCAGGGAUAUUUUAUUUGUUUGUUUGUUUUUACCUGCUUAGUUUUUAUAUCAUAAAUGUAAACAAUCAGACUAUUAUUAUAAGUACAUAGUGCAAACCAUUCACAUGUGUGCAUGUGUGGGUGUGCACAUGUAAGGAAAGUAGUGGAGAGGCAGGCAUAUUGUAGGGAAGAAAUGAAUGCAAAGAACACAGGAAA